Messenger RNA from Hippocampus zosterae (dwarf seahorse), 3974 nucleotides. RefSeq names its product receptor (G protein-coupled) activity modifying protein 2 (gene ramp2). Gene Ontology annotation, molecular function: coreceptor activity. Lineage: Eukaryota; Metazoa; Chordata; Actinopteri; Syngnathiformes; Syngnathidae. The coding region runs from base 2110 to 2619 and encodes 169 amino acids. Gene Ontology annotation, biological process: intracellular protein transport; cellular response to hormone stimulus; angiogenesis. The transcript is spliced from 5 exons. The record is from RefSeq and is a predicted model, not a curated record. Gene Ontology annotation, cellular component: cell surface; membrane; signaling receptor complex.
UUUAAUUCAAAAUUGCAUAACAACACCCACUCCCACACACUUCAUAACAUGUUGGGUGUUUUGAUUGACUGUGUGUGUCUACUCCGGUGGGGAAUAUUUGGCAUCAUAUUCCUAAACUCAAAAGAGCUGAGCGAUCUGGGAGAUGAUGAUCUCCGCCAAGAUCUGUGUGCGUGUGUGAGUGUGUGCGUGUGUUUGUUCACUCCAGUCCAACACAAACUCACGGUGAGGUCUGAUCAGCCCAAGCCCCGGUGAAAGGUUAACCGAAACCAUGUCCCACCUAGUGAAACUUCCUGAUUUCUUUGUUGUUGUUUUUUUUUCUAUCAUUGGGCCCCCCAUACGCGAUUGACGCAGUGUUGUGAAACCGGUGCGUGUUUGCAAGUGAGCGAGUGCCCCUUCGCUGUUCCUCAUCAUAUGACCACCACCCUGCCAACUCCCCCAAGUUGUAGCUCCUCCUCUGCAGAAAAGGAGAAAAGACACUUCCUGAUGUCAUUACUAACUGAAAAAGCGCCUUGGCUAGCAGAUGUCAAGAGAGGCCCUGUGACCUGAUUCAGUGACAUGUAACAUAACAUGAAAAGUCUAGGCCUGCUUUGUUUUCACAGCCGUCAUUUUGAAAACGAGUUCAGGGUGGCCAGAAAAUACCAAACCAAGAAGCCUUUGUUGCGGUGUAGUGCUCUGGUCAAGGAAGUAGUAAAUACAGGAAUAUAUCUUCUACAGGAGUGUAGCACGUGGGUCAAGUAAAAAUACAUCUUUUUUAAAGUUGCAGAUACAGGAAUUUACUUAACUCCUUCACCGCCAUAGACGAGUAUACAUUUACAUAUUUUUGUCAAUGGGGAAGGGUGAUGGAAUUUACUGUUCCAUUGUAAAUUUCAAGCUUGGAAACAACUUUACUGAUGCAGACCCACCAGUAGAUGGCAAUGAUGGUUCAUCUUUGUGAGGCCACUAGAAGCGAAAGCUGCAUUCUGUCGAAUCUACCUUUGUUCGGAUGACAAAAUAAUGGAAAAGACUGAAUCCCUUUUUUCCAGAUGAAAGGAGAGUGUCUAUUAUCUCAUUUGUUCUUUUUUUGUAAAUAAAAUCAUUGGACACAACAUCCUUUGGGUUUUGGAAAAAGUCCAAAUGCUCUGAAAUGGCUGGCAAUGAAUGUGCGGGUACUGGAAUUUACUUUUAACAGAUGGGUGGUGCAUAAGUCUUGGAAGAAAAUGUUACAUUUUGCUGAGGAUCUGGAGCAAGCCAGUGCCCACCUCUCGGAAGAACCUGGUGCUGGUUCGCAGGGCAUUCAGUAACUUGUGAUCAGAGCAGCGCAAUGAAUACUGUAGUGUACAAACACAUUUCGUCUGGCAAUGUAAUGAAGAAGAGACUGAAGAAAUUGACGGAACGGGUCAAGCAAGGAUCUCGAUCAACUUUACUUUUGAACUUUAGAUUUGCUUUGGCGUCCUACAUGGACCAGAACUUAGCCCAUGAGUGAUAUAACUCUAACGUUGGUCUCACAGCUUUUUGCAGAAGAUUGGAUUGAGAACAGUCAUUAGCCGGUUAUCAUACUCCAGCAAAAGCCUAGAAGCAGCUCAAACUCGUCUGCUUGACUCGCACAUGUUAGUUUGUCUUUUAUUUGGCCCCAUUGAAGCCAAAUAUCAAUCUGUGCUGCUUGAACAGUCGUUAUUCCCAUCUAGACUCUGAGAACCUCAAAAUGUUUGCUUAUGUUUCCUAUUUGGGAGAGCUGCCCCCCCCCCCCCCCCAAAAAAAAGGCAAAUAAAUCACAUGCUGUGAGGCUGGCCAGGCCUUCCACUGUGAGAAACUGAGACUAAAAAGCAGAACAAGAGUUUGGGAGUAAAGGGUUUUCAGAUGUGAGUCCAGCCCAGUUCGCUUUGGGUGUGCGCUCUUCAUUUUUAUUUGGGGGAGAAUGGAGAGGACAAUCUCUGUUGCCUCCACCCCCUCCAGAAGGCAGGACUGUCCCGGGAAAGCGCCAGUCGGAGACGGGAAGAGCUGCCGGUGAGGCACAGGGGCCGUGGGGCUGAUCUGACGGGAACAUCUGGCGAGGCGGGCAGGGUAGCUCUCUGUCGGACAUCUGGUGGGCCAUCCGUGCGGGAGGAGUCAACCUGAUUCAUUUAUUCUGACAUGAAGGGAGCGCUUGGGUUGAUUGUGGUGUUCGUCUCCUUUCUCUCUGAUGCCACCUUUGGAGACAGCCCCUCACCAAGCGACUGUGGAACAAGCAAUGUCAGUUGUAUGAACCUCCACUCUUUCUGCUAUACUUUCUACCCGGGAGCCACGAUGGACUGCCUGUUCGAGCUCCUGAGCCACAUGUGCCUGUGCAACUUCAACGUGGCCAUGGCGGCCAUGAACGCCACUGACUGGUGCGCUUGGGGCAACGUCAGCGGGUUGUACAGCAACUUGAGCCUCUGCACGGAGAACAUCUCCGACUGCCUGGGCAUCCCUUGGCCCAACCCUCUAGUGGAGCAGACGUUUGUGGACAUCCACCACAGGUUCUUCAAGGACUGCCCCAUGGAGGAGCUCAGCGACCCGCCGCCGCCCAUCAUCUUCGCCUUGGUGAUCACGCCCAUCCUCCUGAUCCCCGUCAUGGUUAGUCUGGUGGUCCUCAAGACCAAGAACGGCGACGGGAGCUCCUGAUCUCCUCACUGUGAGCGAGGGCCAAAGAUUGGGGUUUUAUUAUUUUUUUUUAGAGACGAGCCGCGAUCGUGAGAACGUCACGGGAGAUUUCCAAGACCACGGGUGCAUUUCAACUCAAAACUACUUGGGACUUUUGCUCCUUGUUGCGUUAUUCAAGGAGCAAAAAUAUUUCAAUGGCUCGUUGUUAUUUCCAUAAGCAGUUGAGUCCAUUUGCACACGAAGGACAAUUUGCCACUUCUUCCUUUAUUUUUGUAUCCACGACUUUGUUUUUUUUUUUCUUCCCGUUCCUCCUGAACUUAUUUGGCUAUAUCUCUUGACAUUUACUCUUAACUGCUGCUUCCAAUUCACCAAGAUGUUUUAUCUUUUCGAGAAAUUCUCAACAGAGCUUGCUUCACUCGCCAUCCGUUGGUCAACAUCAAAACAUCAAAUGAGUAGCAAAUGUUCCAACCUUGAUGAUCAAGGACUUUUUUGGGGGUCGGGGGGAAGGGGGGAGGGUGUAGAUACAUUCUAACCCAGAACUUGAUUUUAGACAAUGUUUGUCUGAAGAUUCCCAGCUAUUAGCUUCAAAAAGAUCAGGUGAUGGUGUCUUUUUCGACAGCUCUUUAUUACAAAAAAAUGGCGAGCAGAUUUACGAGCAGAGACUAUUCUCGGUCCUCCAAUCGGUGGGCUGUGCUGUGUCCAGCCCCGCCCCUUUUGAUACUAUCUCACAGUUUAGUUUAACUCUUUUAGCCCCAAGGUUGCCAAAAGGUGACACACUAAGGCACGUUUCACAAACAAAUCGUAACGAAAGUAAACGAAACGGCCCUACUCGGUGGAAAUUGAAUGAAUCUUUUUUUAAUGACAAGACCUUAGAGAAGUGGUCGCGCUUAAUGGGAACCAAAUGACGACAAACACAUAUUUUAUGACUUAUGUGUACUUAUGACAAAAAGCUCCGGAGCUUGCUGGAGAGACCUCCGUUUUGAUGACAUCGGGAGUCCAAAUGUUGGGCGUCUCAGGUAGCGCUCCAUUAGAAUGAGUAAAACGCGCUCGGGUUGCGCAGGAUGGGAUGGCAGAGGUGAUGGAACACAAUUGUUGGGAGAAGCCUCCUUUCCUGCCAUUGUCUUCUUUUAGAACACAAUCCUCACCCUCUUCUGGAGAUCUGAUUCAUAUUCGUCUUAAUUUCAGCGACAGGAAGCAAAAGACAUGAAUAAUGUUUCGCCUUGUUUGAGUGACGAGAAAAAAAAAAGCUCUUUUGAGUGCUUUCAGAUCCAGUUUGUAUUUAUGUGGUAUUUCUUUGUAUUUUCGGGACUUCCUGUCACAACUGAGAGGAAACUACAAUGGACUGUAUUACAAUUAAAAAAGCAUUUUAUACUGUA